Molecule: messenger RNA, 5107 nt
Organism: Dicentrarchus labrax (European seabass)
Lineage: Eukaryota; Metazoa; Chordata; Actinopteri; Moronidae
Gene: fam184ab
Product: family with sequence similarity 184 member Ab
Exons: 23
Coding region: 617-4132 (1171 amino acids)
Source: RefSeq, a predicted model, not a curated record
UGCAGCAUAAACUGUUGAGGUGAUCCAUGGCAACAGAGGAGCAGCAACCAACCGCUGAGUGAGCCUCACACACACACACAUACACAUACACACACACACACACACACACACAUUCACACACUCACUCACACAUACCUUCAAUCUCUUCACACUCAACGUCAAUGUUAACCGGAAUGCACCGAGGGAGGAAUCACUCGUAACGGCUCCCGUUGACUGAUUUUCCCGUAUCAAGGUGACCGACCGGGAGCCAGCCAGCCAGUUGCCCGAAAAACAAAGCUCCACAUCGGCGCCAGGUGACAGCAGGCAGCACCCGCACCUCGGAGCACUGAAAACGGACACAUUUUUUUCUUUUGACAAGAUGGUAGUUGCGAACGUUUCUGGGGCUUAAACCACAAAUAUCACCCUUAGUAUCCGGAUCUGAGCAAAAUGAGAGCAAUUCUUAACAGUUUGUGGGCAAAAAAGACUUAAUUAUCUUUAUUAUUAUAUAUUUUUUUGUUGUUGUUGUGCCUCUCUCUGCAAAAACCAGACACUGUCCCGGUCCUCUCUCAGCAGCAGCGUCCAGCUCAUUAUUACAGCUCCCGUAUCUCUCUCCAGCAUCUCAAGCAUCGUAGUGAAGAUGGCGACUGGGUCGGGUUGGCAGCAGUAUUACUGCCCUGCCGGUCAGGGGAAAUUUAGUUCAUCCUCCGCAUCCAGCGUGUCCUUUCAGACCGGCAUCGCCAUGGAAUAUACCCAAGACCUGCACCUGAAGAUGAGCAAGAAAAUAGCACAGCUAACAAAGGUUAUCUAUGCACUGAACACGAAAAACGACGAACACGAGGCGGCCAUCGCCACUCUGAAGGAGGCCCAUGAAGAGGAGGUGCAGCAGAUUCUGUCUGAGACCCGAGAGAAGAUACUACAGUACAAGAGCAAGAUCAGCGAUGAGAUGGACCUGAAGAGGCGGAUCCAGUCUCUGGAGGAGUCCAUGGAGCUGCACGAGAGGAUGAAGAGACAAGCACUGGCCGAGUUCGAGAGCUACCGUCAGAGGGUGGAGGACAUGCAGCUUUGCACCGAGGCUCAGCACACGCAGCGCGUGGUCUCCAUGUCGAGGGAGGUGGAGGAGAUGCGACGGUCCUUUGAGGAGAAGCUGCGUACGUUCAGCCAGGCCCAGACCCAGUUCGAGCAGGAGAAGAGGGCUGCUCUGGAGGAGCUAAAGGCCCAGCACAGACAAGAGAUCCAGGAGCUCCUCCGCAGCCACCAGAGCCAGAACGCAAACUACAGUAAAGACCAGGAGAAACUGGGACAGCUCCAUAAAGCCGAGGUGGAUUCUCUGACGGAGCGGGUGGAGGAGCUCAAACAGGACAAGAAGAGACUUGUGGAGGAGUACGAGGCCAAACUCAGCAAGGCUCAGGCCUUUUAUGAGCGCGAGCUGGAGGCCAUGAAGAGAACUCAGCAGCUGACCGCUGACAACCUGUUGGCAUGGAAACGCACCGAGGCCGAGCUGCGGCGGGAAUUUCAGACUCAGGAGGCGGCACUCCAGAAGACCCUCGGAAAACUGAGGGCCGAGUUGGCCAGGGUGACGGAUGAAGCUCGUGAAAACCGGGAGAAGUCCCACAAGCUUCAGGCGUCACUUGCCGUCGCCGAGACCAACGUCAAGGACUUAAACAAACAGCUGGACGAGGUGACCCAGAACUCAGAAAUUGUGGAGAUCCGUCAGAAGGAAGCUGAGUGUGAACUAGAGGCAGCCAGAGACCGAGUUCAGCAGCAAGCAACUGAAAUACUGCUCAAAGCCAGUCAGAUAAGCAGCCUGCAGGCCACCCAGAUGACCCAGGAAGCAGCCAUCAGGGACCUGGACAACGAGCGGAGCCGGCUGAAGGACAAAGUGCUGAGGAUGGAAGAAGAGAGGGAGUCUCUGCAGAGGCAGUGCCAGGCCCUGGACGAAAGACAGAAACAACAGCUCCAGUCCCUGGAGAAGACCCUGCUCGAGGAGAAGGCAUCCCACGAGAAGGAGAUGAGCAAUGUGCGAGCUCGAUCUGAAGAUGAGGCCAGCCAGAUGAAGGAGAGCCAGGCUCGAGCUCUGGAGGAAGUCGGCAAGAAACACAGAGUGACCCUGGAGAACGCUCUCAACAACGCUGAAAAGGACAAGAACCGCCUGCUGGCUGAGCUGGAGCAGCAGUUUGAGAGAGAGCGCCUCUCGCUGGAGGAGCAGAAGACGCUCCUCAGGCAGCAGCUGGACGAGCUGAGAGACGAGCUGACCUCCAAACUCACUGCGGCCAAUGAGGAGGUGACUCGGCUGCAGCAGGAGGUGCAGCAGGGGGAGCAGGACAUCGGGACAGCUGAGGGACAGAUCUCCACACUAAAGGAGGCGCAGGACAAACUGCUGGAGGAGCUGGACGCUACCAGGGCCCGACUGAGAGAGACCAGCAACCUGCUGACUGCACUGCAGGGAGAGUUGGAGACCCAAAAGCGGCAGCAUGAAGCCAAACUCAUCACCACCAAAGAAGAAGAGAAACACAAGAUGGACAAGAUGGCUCUGGAGCUGGAGCUCAAAUGGACUGAAACACUCAGGCAGGAGUGUAAGAAGCUACGCGAGGAGCUGAGAGAGGAGCACGAGGAGGACAAGGCGUCAGCACUGGUUCAGCUGGCACAAAGCAAGGAGCAGGAAAUGAGCAACGCCAGGGAGAGCUGGCAGAGGAAAGUGGAGGACCUGCUGGAACAGAUCUCCCUGUUGAAGCAGAGUCUGGAGAUGCAGCUGUCCCAGUCGCAGUCGUCGCUGCAGCAGCUGCAGCACCAGUUCAGCCAGGAGAGGGAGCACCUGAGGAUGCAGCUGGACGAGCUGCAGACGGAGCACCAGAGGCGACAGCAGCGUCUGCAGGAGGUCCACUGCUGCUCCAUGCAGGACAUGGAGCACGCCCGGCAGAGGGACCUGAAGGACUUGGAGGAGCGUCUGCGCCACCAUCACCAUGCAGAGCUGCAGUCUCUGAGAGAGGCUCACCGCCAGAGCAUUGAGACGCUCAAGCAGCAGUCGGAACAGGAGCUGCAGACGCUCCGCUUUGAACUGGAGGACGAGGGCAAAGCCAUGCUGGCCUCUCUGCGAUCGGAGUUGAACCACAUCCACGCAUCAGCCAUCGAACACCUGAGACAAACCCACCAACAGGAGUCAGCUGCUGCCAAAAAGGAGCUGGAGAAAACACUGGAGAACAACCGGACACAGGAGCGUGAGCUGUUGGGCCGGAUCACUGAGCUGCAGGAGGAGGUCUCCAGGAGGAAGAACCACAUCGCCCAGCUGGACCACCAGAUCCACACACUCAACGAGAAUAUCAGCACUCUGACUAAAGAGCUGGAGCUCAAGGGCAAGGAAGUGCUCAAGAUCCGCAGCGAGGCCAAUCAGCAGAUCAGGGCUCAUGAACAAGAGUUGACGAAGAGGCACGAGAGGGAGCUCGCCGAGAUGAACGCCCUCCACAGCAGAGAGACGCAGAACAUGCUGUCAGACUUCAACAAAGCCCAGGAAGUGCUCAAAGACAAGAUCUCCGCCCUUCAGAUCCUGCUGGAAGGAACAGAGGAGAAGUUCAGGAACAGGGAAAGUCGUCAUGAGGAUCUGCAGAUUAUUGCUGAGCUGAAGGACAUGGUGUCUGAGAGAGAAUCGCUAGUCAAGAAACUGGUGGACGAUAAGAAGUUCUACCAGCUGGAACUUGUCAACAGAGAGACCAACUUCAACAAAGUGUUCAACGCCAGUCCUAACGUAGGAGUCAUCAACCCGCUCAUUAAGCAAAAGAGAAAGAAUGAGAAAACAGCAGCCAGCAGAUUCAGCAGCUCUUCUAAUGUCAGGGCUAUGGAGGCAGCGGGUGUGGGCGUGGGCAUGGCAGGUUCAGGAAGUGGGCAGCCCCCACAGCCCCCACCUCCUCCCCCAGCCCAGCCCAGCCGCCUAGAGCCCAUCCCCAACUCCCCCCUCCACCACCUUGAACUCAACUCCAACAAACCUCUUCCCCCGCCGACCCCUCCCACCGAACCCAAGAAAUUCAUGAGCAUGUGGCACACGCAGCACAACUCGAAAUGGGACUAUUUUUGCACAAACCCUCCUGAAACCAAGGACUCCGCCAUCGACUCCCCGGACGCCCAGCGCCAGGAGUGGUUCGCUCAAUACUUUUCCUUUUGAUUGACCACAAACCUGCAAAAACACAAGGAUUCAGCAUGUCAACCAAACUUGGGGAAAAAAACUAAAAAACUAAGUUUAAAAAAAAAAAAAAAAAAACACAGGAAAAAAAGAGAAAAAUGUUAAAACUAUUUGUUCUUUAUUGUCAUUGAUAGGUUCGGGGAUCAAUUCACUUCAGAUUCAGUCAACUGAAACCUGCAAUUCACGGUUUUAGAGAAUCAGUUGUCACGGAUCUGUCAGCGAAACACAUACGGGCAGAACUCGAUGUCAUUCAUUCUCACUCUGGUAAAAGAUGUAAUGAAUAUCCACUUCCUGGUGUUGACUGAGGUGAAAGCGGAUUGAACCCGAUCCCGACCGUCAAAUGUCAUCACUCUGAUCUGAUUUGAUUGUUUGAUUAUCUCUGAUUGUUUCACUGUGGACGAGUUCUCUCUCUUAGUACAGUGACAAUGAUCAUCAGUAUGUUGGAUGUUUUCUUUUUUUAUUUCUUUACUUCCUGACUUAUUUUGCAGUUUCUCGGAACUAGAAAAAAACAUGAGUGGUGCAUUUAUCAUGCUGCUAAUUGCCAUCGUUGGACUACAGUAAGAAAUAUAUAUAUAAAGAAAUAUUCGGUAGGUUAUUGUGCUCUCUCUGUACCUGGGCCCACUGCAUACAGCAUCUUAGACUAGGAGCGAUGAUCUAAGACCAGUCUGCCUCCUCAUUUAUGGUGACAUUUACAUGGACCUGAUCCUAGAUCAGUUACACUUACUCUGAUAUGCUCCAUGAAUACAGGCUCUGAUUUUAGGACGGCACCAUCAUGGCAAGUUUGUUACAGCUGCAUAGAAGUUUCAGCAGAUUUUGGUAGAAUAUUAAAACCUGUUUGUAUGGUUGUCUGUCUCAACACAGAUAUAAUGAUGUCUCACCAAUUUUAAAAACAAAAAUAGCAUAUUUUAUAUUUAUAUUAUAAUGUGUAUGCUUAAUAAAUAAUUAUUGUGACAUUUA